UCAGCGCCUCCAUGCUGGUAUCCCGGAAAGCUCUCACCGCCGUCACCGCUACCGGGAGACAACUGACCAGGUGGUCAUGUCCUUUCACCAGGGUAAAGCAGCGGCCAGUACACUCUUCCUGCUCUCUGGGCCGUCAGGUCACUCUACAGGAAGUGAGCUCAUUGGAGGAGAAUGUGAAGAGCAGUCUGGACAAGACCUACACUCUGGAGCAGAGAGACGUCCUCCUGCGUUUAUUAAACUCUGCUUCAGAGAGCAAGCUGGAAUGUGUGAAGGAGUUGAAGGGAAAGACAGCGGCCAGCAUUGUGCAGUACCGUGAACAGUACGGCCCUUUCCCAGACCUGGCCUCCCUGCAGCAGCUUUCUUUCCAGCCCGCCUUUAUCCACAAACUUUGUCAAUCCAUGCUGAGCCUCCAUGACAGAACUGACCCCAAAAUUGUGGCCAAAUUUCUAAAGCCGGAUAUCCCUGUCUGUAGGCUGCAGCAGGCGGAGAGUAUUGUAUCCAUCGUCUUUGGAUUGAGAAAGCUGGCCUGGGCUCACGUUGACUGCACAAUGACAGUUCGAGAGUGGCAGCAGCGCGAAUGCUUCCAGUUCCCGAAGGGAAAACACCAGCCGGAAGUGUAUCUGGAAAAUAUCUCCUCGGUGGUCUCUGACAUCCCACGGGCAGAUUUUUACAUCCUGGAAAAGCAUGCCCUUUCCACUCAGAACAAUGUUCUCUUUCCCGUGGUGUUACAUUUGCACACAGUGGAAGCCAUGCUGUACUGUCUGUUGAACCCUCCAUUAACAGCGGAGCAGCGGGUGCUCACCAUGAACAAGAGAACGGUGGGGAAACACUUUGACAUCAUGCUGGGAAGUUUAAAGACUAGCGGAGUGGAAGCCGUACAAAAACUCAUAGCGGAGGCCAGCAUUGUACCCAAACCCCGCGUGGCCUUCACUCCAGAUCUUCUGCACCAAUACCACCAACACUUCCAGCCCCGAGGGCGGGUCCGCAACGAGGAGAUGUGUGACGCUUUACUGCAGGCUGUAACUGUCUAUGAUCUGGCUCUGUUCUAG
Messenger RNA from Staurois parvus, 1049 nucleotides. NCBI's taxonomy places the organism in Eukaryota, Metazoa, Chordata, Amphibia, Anura, Ranidae. The record is from the annotation of a GenBank genome assembly.